CGCUCGGACGGCUUCUCCUCCUGCUCCAGCUCCAGCUCCCGCUCCCGCUCCCUCGCCCGGAGAGACCUCCUGCCCGCGGAGUCGUGCGCCAGCGCCCAGGCAGGCUCGCCGCGCCCCAUCCCGUCCCGCUGGGCACUCGGAGGGCAGCGCGCCCGAGGCCAAAGUUGCCCCGCACGGCCGGGCGGGUGAGCUCGGGCUGCAGCGGCCCCGCCGGCGGCGCGCACGGCAACUUUGGAGAGGCGAGCAGCAGCCUCAGCAGCGGCCGCGGCGAUGACUCCCUGGCUUGGGCUCGUCGUGCUCCUGGGCAGCUGGAGCCUGGGAGACUGGGGCGCCGAGGCGUGCACAUGCUCGCCCAGCCACCCCCAGGACGCCUUCUGCAACUCUGACAUCGUGAUCCGGGCCAAGGUGGUGGGCAAGAAGUUGGUGAAGGAGGGGCCCUUUGGCACGCUGGUCUACACCAUCAAGCAGAUGAAGAUGUACCGAGGCUUCACCAAGAUGCCCCACGUGCAGUACAUCCACACAGAAGCUUCCGAAAGUCUCUGUGGCCUUAAGCUAGAGGUCAACAAGUACCAGUACCUGCUGACAGGCCGUGUCUAUGACGGGAAGAUGUACACAGGGCUGUGCAACUUCGUGGAGAGGUGGGACCAGCUCACCCUUUCCCAGCGCAAGGGGCUGAACUAUCGGUAUCACCUGGGCUGUAACUGCAAGAUCAAAUCCUGCUACUACCUGCCUUGCUACGUGACCUCCAAGAACGAGUGUCUCUGGACCGACAUGCUCUCCAAUUUCGGCUACCCUGGCUACCAGUCCAAACACUACGCCUGCAUCCGGCAGAAGGGUGGCUACUGCAGCUGGUACCGAGGAUGGGCCCCCCCGGACAAAAGCAUCAUCAAUGCCACAGACCCCUGAGCACCAGCCCCAGCCCCACCUCACCUCCCUCCCUUCCCACUGAGCUUCCCUCGGACACUAACUCUUCCCAGAUGAUGACAAUGAAAUUAGUGCCUGUUUUCUCGCAAAUUUAGUACUUCGAACACUUAAAGAAAAGUCUAUGCUGUCCUAUGGAGUUUAUUUGGAAUCAUCCUCCUGGCCCCACCCUACUCCUUCUCUUUGGUUUUGACAUCACCGAUUUCCACCCGGGGAAUUUUUGGUGCCAUGCCAGAAAGAAUGAGGAAUGUACACUCCUCUUCUUCGUCAUAAUAUAAUCUAUAUUUUUUUAGGAAAACAAAAAUCGAGAGACUACCCUAUUUGGGCAUUGUAAUACCUACCCCUCUUUCUUCUUCCCCACCUCCCCAUCUCUGAGACCCUGCUCCCUUUGCCCUUCUCCUCCACCCCAGAAAUAAACAACACAGACAAGGAAGUUGAUGAGAGGCCAACUGUUUCAGGAUCAAAGGCAGCAAGCAGAUAGACUCAAGGUACGCAGAUCUUAUACACCAAGGAGAUGCUAUUGCGUUUCCCAAGCAGACUGUGUCUGUCUGUGUCUGCGUGUACCAGUGAGGGGGGGAAGGAGGAAACGGCAGGGGAGGGUCUGAGAUGAUGCAGCAAACACACACUCAGUUCCCCCAGCCCAGGGAUGCUAGGGUUGACCAGAUGUUUCUGAGUCUGGCGCAAGCAGCCAGGCUAGAAUAACAAAACUUUCUUAGUUGAAGACUUAAACAUCUGCCUGAGGUCAGGAGGCAGUUUGCCUGCCCCGUACAAAAGCUCAGGCCAAAGACUGAGAUGAAUGGCUUUCCUCUCCCCGCCUCCCACAAGAUUUCCUCCUGGAGAACUCUUUGGUAGAUUUGGCCAGGAGAUUGCCUUUAUGUAAAUUGGAGAAAUAUACACACCGUACACUAUCCACAGAUAUAGCCAAGUAGUUUCGGGGUAGAGAAUACUAUUUCCAAACUAGCGUUUAGCUCACCUAGGGGGAUGUGUUUGUAUACACAUGUGCAUAUACCCACACGGGGACAUAAGCUAAUUUUUUACAGGACACAGAAUUCUGUUCAAUGCUGUUAAAUACGCCAAUAGUUUAAUCUCUUCUAUUUUCUUGUUGUUGCUUGUUUGAAGAAAAUCAUGACAUUCCAAGUUGAUUUUUUUUUUUUUUCAUUUUAAUUAAAAUUUGAAAUUCUGAACACCCUUGGCAUCCUUCUAACUGGGGUCCUCUGACCUCUGUACCCCUCCCUUUCUCCUGCUUCACGUUUGGGGCCUUCACGGAACUGUCUUACUGGCUUGGCUCAGAUGGGAGAUGCGAGUGAGUGUGGGUCAGGGGUCUGGGCACAGGAGGGAAAGCUGAGGGGUAUCCUGCCUCAGCUAGAUGGCUACCUUUCCUGGGUUUGGGGACAGCUUGCACCCUCAGCUCACUGGCAGGUGAAUGCCACCUCACCUUAUAGAAUUAAAAUUGGUGGUCACUGGGGAAGCCUGACUUUGCAAUCAGCUAUAGGGUUUUUGGUGUGUCUUUUGAAAUAAAACUAUAAUAUAAAUUCUCCAAUUAAAUAAAAUUAUUUUAAGUUUUAGGGUUGAAAGUGAGAUGCCGAGAGUAGGUGGCAAUGUAUAUUUUACAGAGUUGGGGAUGCUAGGAUGGUGACAUUUAACAUGGUUGCUCUGUCUCUGUCUCCUUUUUCAGAUGAUGGGUAUUUACCCUCUAUUAGUAUUUGUAUCUUCAGUUCAUUCCACUUUAGGAAACAGAGCUGCCAAUUGAGACAGGAGAAAAAAAAAGACGCAGACAACACGUUGUGAUGUCUUGCACACACACACACACCCAGAUGCCCAGGCAAGGUGUUUGGCAGAACCCCAGAGUGAGAAGACAGUGCAGGCAUCUGGUGUCCUUGGGAUCGAUUUCAUUACCUUGUAUCUUUCACUUUGUGGUCAUGCCACUUGGCAGACGGGAAAUGGGAGGCUUUGCCCUCUCAAUGGGGCAGUGUAAGCAGAAAGAGCUGAGGUCAGCAGGCCAGUGGUUUUAAGGGGUGAGCCCCAGACUCGGUGUUUUGGGAUUUUUUUAAAUUUUGACUUCAAAAUCUUGCAAAGUGGAACCCCUGACCUGACCCACACAGGUGCCCUUCCGCAAUCGGACAUCAGCGUGUCCUCUGUCAGGCAUCUGGCCAUUCUUGGUCCCUGGUGGGGUUUCCUCCACUCACACAAGGAGGGACUUGGGGUGAGGCCUGAGCGUGAGUCACCUGAAGGUUCCCUGCGGAGUAGAAAAGUUGGCAAAACCAGAGUCCCAUCUGCCAGGCCCUGAUGAGGAGGACAGCAGGUCCUGGGCCGAGAAGGGUCCUUUGCAAAGCGACGUUGUCGGAGGGUGGUUUUUGAGCUUUCUAUAAGCUAUAGCUUUGUUUAUUUCACCUGUUCACUUACUGUAUAAUUUAAAUCAUUUAUGUAGCUGAGACACUUCCAUAUUUCAAUCAUAUUGUGAACGUUUUAUUUUGCUAAAUCUUGUGUCAUGUGUAGGCUGUAAUAUGUGUACACUGUGUUUAAGAGAAAAACAAAAAAUAAAACCCACAUGCCGCCAUUUUCCUGAAUCAAAUUCUACAGUGGAAUGGAGGGUCAAACACUUCUGUGCGGGCUGCUAGACUGGCAAACUGGGGACACCAGAAAGAACUAGCACUGAGAUUCCCCCAGCCUCUUCCCUCUUGGCAUCCCAGUGCUCUCUGAAGUAGGAAGUAGGAGGGAAAAAGUAGCAAGCAAAUCCACAUCCUUGCUCUGUAUCAACUGGCCCUGGGCAGUCUGCUGCUCAUUCCCAUUCUUUUUUCCCCCUAGUCCCUUUGUCCACCCAAUUGGGAAGCCAUGAAUUCUCCUAAAAAUCCAGGGCCCUGGGAGCUGUGAUUUCAAGAUCUCUUGGUCUCCCCUGGCCAUCUCUUCUGCUGAUCUCGCCAGAGUGGAUAAUACUGGGAUACUUCUAUCCUUUACCCUCAUCCAGCCCCAGACCUACUGCAUGGUGGUCAAGCCACGGCCCAUGAGCACCAUAUUUCAUACCGUGGUUCUUGAGCACUUAAAGAAACAAAUGACUUAUUGGAACAGCUCUGUCUCGGGAAAACUGUGGCCCACAGCAGACAGUACCCUCCCCCAACCCCACCCAUUCAUCUUGUGCUUGACGAUUGCCAAUAUGGAUUACCCCAGGUAACAACCAAGUGUUUGGCUUCUGGCUACCUAAAGUAAAAAAUCACUAAAAUAAUCUUACAAAAGAAAAACACUUUGGAAAUCUGAUGGCAAAAGCAAAACAGAAUGGAGGAGUGUAGGAGGGGUGGAUAUCAACACACGGGCGGCUCUUGGGAGAUGUGAAGAGGGGAAGAACUUAGAGAUGGUUCAGGCUCUGAGUCUACAGGACUUUGUAGAUUCUCCUGUGCCCCGCCUUUCCCCUUAGCCAGUCUGCUAUCCUGAGACCCAGAAGUGAUGGAGAGAAACCAACCAGAGAAAACCCUGUCUGAAAGGAAUGUAUUUGUUGCUAAAUUUUGUAGCACUGUUUACAGUUUUCCUCCAUGUUAUUUAUGAAUUUUAUAUUCCGUGAAUGUAUAUUGUCUUGUAAUGUUGCAUAAUGUUCACUUUUUAUAGUGUGUCCUUUAUUCUAAACAGUAAAGUGGUUUUAUUUCUAUCACACA
This is a messenger RNA of Diceros bicornis minor, 4565 nucleotides long. It is a transcript of the gene TIMP3, whose product is annotated as TIMP metallopeptidase inhibitor 3. NCBI's taxonomy places the organism in Eukaryota, Metazoa, Chordata, Mammalia, Perissodactyla, Rhinocerotidae. The transcript has 5 exons. Gene Ontology annotation, molecular function: protease binding; metalloendopeptidase inhibitor activity. The record is from RefSeq and is a predicted model, not a curated record. Bases 271 to 906 code for a protein of 211 amino acids. Gene Ontology annotation, cellular component: extracellular matrix. Gene Ontology annotation, biological process: negative regulation of membrane protein ectodomain proteolysis; negative regulation of endopeptidase activity.